AUGGCGCCAUAUUUCCACACCCGUGAACCAGCAGCCACUAUACCCGAUUUCGUUGGAAUACCAUUUUUUCUAAUAAGCCUUAACGGUAUGCAACUUUUUAAAUGGACACCGAAUGAAGAGGCUAGUCGACGAAAGCUGUUGCUGAUUACCGCAUUCUCGGUUAUCGUGACUUACGAUUGUGUUUCUAUGUUGUCAGUCUUUGCAUUUGUAAAAUUGGAACGUUUGGACUACACCACAUUUGCUCUGUAUUGGGGCUAUGCGCUAAACUCAUUGAUGAAAGGCGGCACCUUAUGGUUUGGACGUCGUCAAUUGGAAUUCAUACUCAAAAGUAUGGUGGAGAAACAUCCAAAAACGAUUGCGGAACGUCAGGAGUAUCACUUGGUGGCAUAUUUCACAAAAAUCAAAUCAUUUAAUAAAUACCUGACAAUUUUCCAUUUGUGCACAACGUCACUCUUCAACAUACAACCAAUGGUGUCGUCGAUUGUCGAGUAUAUGGGUCGGCAGGAUAAAGAGGAGGAGUUCAAAUAUAAGCUUCCGUUCAUAAUGUACUAUUAUUACAAUGAAAGGCAACCCGUACUUUAUUUAUUCAGUUAUUUUCUACAAUGUAUGGGCGGCUUUUAUAUGUCUUAUUUAUUCUUGGGUGGCGAUCUGUUGCUUAUGACUUUAGUACAUUUGGUCAAUAUGCAUUUCGAGUAUUUAAUAAGGCGUAUCGAGUCACUGCAACCAACCGAAGACAGUGAGAAGGAUUUGAAUUUGCUAGGUCCGUUGGUUACUUAUCAUCUCGAAAUUCUGGAUUAUGUAAAAAAAAUUGAUGCCACUUUCAGCCUCUCCAUAUUGUUAAAUUAUAUAGCUUCAUGUUUAUGCCUUUGUCUACUUGGUUUGCAAAUUGUGAUGGGCAGUGAUUUAGUAACUGUGGUGAAGUUUUUUGCCUUUCUUGUCUCCACAAUGGUGCAUGUUUAUUACAUAUCCCACUUUGGCAACAAUCUAAUUGAUUUGAGUACUGGCAUUAGUGAUGCCUUCUACAAUCAUCCUUGGACCAAUGCGAAAUAUAAAUAUUCGCGCAUGUUAGUGCUGCCCAUAGCUCGUGCGCAACGGUAUGCUCACUUGACAGCUUUUCAAUUCUUUGAAAUUUCAAUGCAUAGCUUUAAGUCCCUCUGCACCACUUCCUACCAAUUCUUCACCCUCAUAAGGACUAGUUUGGAGGAAGAUUUUCAUUAG
Molecule: messenger RNA, 1218 nt
Organism: Ceratitis capitata (Mediterranean fruit fly)
Lineage: Eukaryota; Metazoa; Arthropoda; Insecta; Diptera; Tephritidae
Product: odorant receptor 85b-like
Exons: 4
Coding region: 1-1218 (405 amino acids)
Biological process (GO): sensory perception of smell; detection of chemical stimulus involved in sensory perception of smell
Cellular component (GO): plasma membrane
Molecular function (GO): odorant binding; olfactory receptor activity
Source: RefSeq, a predicted model, not a curated record